AUGUCCCGUUCCUCCUCUCCCAACGCCUCCUCUGCUGAGGACGUGCGAAUUCUGGGCUACGACCCCCUCCUCGCUCCCGCUCUUCUCCAGACUGAGGUUGCCUCCACCAAAAACGCCCGAGAGACCGUCUCCAAGGGCCGAAAGGACUCCAUUGAUGUCAUCACCGGCAAGUCCGACAAGUUGCUGUGCAUUGUCGGUCCCUGCUCCCUCCACGACCCCAAGGCCGCCAUGGAGUACGCCCAGCGACUCAAGGAGCUGUCUGACAAGCUGUCUGGUGAGCUCGUCAUCGUUAUGCGAGCCUACCUCGAGAAGCCCCGAACCACCGUUGGCUGGAAGGGUCUGAUCAACGACCCCGACAUGGACGAGUCUUUCAACAUCAACAAGGGUCUGCGACUCUCCCGAAAGGUCUUCUGCGACCUUACCGACUUGGGUCUGCCCAUUGCCUCCGAGAUGCUCGAUACCAUUUCUCCCCAGUUCCUGGCCGACCUGCUCUCCCUGGGUGCCAUUGGUGCUCGAACCACCGAGUCCCAGCUGCACCGAGAGCUCGCCUCCGGUCUGUCUUUCCCCGUUGGUUUCAAGAACGGAACCGACGGUACUCUGGGUGUUGCCGUUGAUGCUGUCCAGGCCGCCUCUCACCCUCACCACUUCAUGGGUGUCACCAAGCAGGGUGUUGCCGCCAUCACCACCACCAAGGGUAACGAGAACUGCUUCAUCAUUCUGCGAGGAGGUAAGAAGGGCACCAACUACGACGCCGAGUCCGUCGCCGAGUGCAAGAAGGCCACCGAGUCCAUGCUCAUGGUUGACUGCUCUCACGGCAACUCCAACAAGGACUACCGAAACCAGCCCAAGGUUUCCAAGGCCGUUGCUGAGCAGGUUGCUGCUGGCGAGAAGAAGAUCAUCGGUGUCAUGAUCGAGAGUAAUAUCCACGAGGGCAACCAGAAGGUCCCCAAGGAGGGCCCCUCUGCCCUUAAAUACGGUGUCUCCAUCACCGACGCCUGUGUCUCUUGGGAGACCACCGUGGACAUGCUCACCGAGCUGGCCAACGCCGUCAAGGAGCGACGAAACAAGAACUAA
This is a messenger RNA of Yarrowia lipolytica CLIB122, 1074 nucleotides long. RefSeq lists its product as uncharacterized. Gene Ontology annotation, molecular function: 3-deoxy-7-phosphoheptulonate synthase activity. Gene Ontology annotation, cellular component: cytoplasm. Gene Ontology annotation, biological process: aromatic amino acid biosynthetic process. The record is from RefSeq and is a predicted model, not a curated record. NCBI's taxonomy places the organism in Eukaryota, Fungi, Ascomycota, Dipodascomycetes, Dipodascales.